AUGGAGCCAUUCCGUGUGCAUCUCAACUGUAUCGAUCAUUACCAGGCGACCGCGUCGGAGUUGGAUCCUCCACUACCUUUUCGUGAUGAGGUCUCAGAGAAAGAUUUUAAGCCUAAGGUGCCUAUCAUUCGAAUAUUCGGAGCCACCGAGACCGGCCAGAGAGUUUGCGUGCAUGUCCAUGGCACAUUUCCAUACCUCUACAUUGAAUACAACGGUUCCUUGUCGCCAGAAGAUGUAAACUCGGCAACCAGAACUCUUCAUCUCUCAAUCGAUCAUGCUCUAGCAGUCAGUUUUCGCCGAAAUGCAUAUGACCGGAGGACAGCGUUUGUGGCGCACAUCACCUUGGUGAAAGGAGUCCCGUUCUACGGAUACCAUGUGGGAUAUCGGUUCUUCUUCAAAAUUUAUCUUUUAAACCCCUCCCAUACAAAUCGCCUGGUUGAUCUUCUGCACCAGGGAGCUGUGAUGAAACGUCCGCUUCAACCCUACGAGGCACAUGUGCAAUAUAUUCCGCAAUGGAUGUGUGACUACAACUUGUACGGAUGUGCAACCAUGAACUGUAGUCAGGUCAAGUUCCGAGCACCGGUGCCUGAGUAUCUCGAGCUCAGCAAUCUAGCCCAUCGCUGGCACGAUCGCUCAAUCCCACCUGAGAGCAUACUCGACCACCCUGCAUUACAGAAGCAAAGCAAUUGCGCAUUAGAGGUUGAUAUCUGUGUUCAAGAUAUCCUGAACCGCCUUGAUGUAAAAGAACGGCCUUUACACCAUGAUUUCACUGAGCUUUUGAAACCUGUCGCGGUUAGCGAGCGGCUCGUUCCUAGUAUGGCUGGACUGUGGCAGGAUGAAACCCGCAGACGCAAAAAAAGGAUGGGCAUUACUGAUCCCGGAAGCACCCCGUUUGGACCCGAGGAAUUGGUUUCAAUGUCUGCGGAUCCAAGAGAUCAGUCGAGAAGUGGUUGGAUACACGAGGAAGAAUUUCGUGAGAUGGCUGCUCAGCUUGCUGCUAAUGAGAAACACCAGGAUGGCAACAAUGAUACGUCAUUUGGGACAUUCUUGGAUUCUGACGAUCUAGCCAAAAAUGUCAAGACUGCCUUGGAUAGUGUUGAGGACUUCUUUCCUGACAAAAUCAGUACUUUGGUCUUUGAUAGCAGCUUUUCCCAGCAAUCAGUCGAGCAAAAUGUACCGGAAAUCUCGGUUGAUGAGGAUCUCGCUUUGUCCUCUCAAAACGACGGACAGUAUUACUCAGAUUCUGAUCAAGGAGGGAACUCAUUGGAAGGGCGAACCGAACAGGAUCCUGAAACGAAAGAGGACCUGCUGGGCGAGAGCUUUUACGAUGAGGUCUUUGACGAAAUGCCCUUUUCAGAUGUGGCCGCACUUGCGGAGCCUGCUGAGACUAGCAACCUCAAAGCAACUAUGGAUGGUGUCUACAAGGAAGGAAUUUCUGAAGCCCAAGAAAAAAGGCCCAGAGACCCGAGUCAAAGCAGAAGUGUAGCCCCUAAAAGACAAUACUUUGAAACUCUCGAUUCCCCCCAUUCGCCUACCAAAAGACCUAGACAUAUGGCCAAACACGGUAUGUCCGACGGACCAUUGGAAACACACAACACGCGGAAGCACCAGCAAGAUGACAAACAGAAAAAUGUCUCCUUUGAUAGCAAGUUGGAUUCGUCCGCGGAAACCCCGUCAUCAGAACCAAAAUCAUCUUCCUCGCAGAGGACAGUCCGUCCAAAGGCGCAUAGUUACACCAGCGGUUUGAAAUUCCCGGUAGUCAAGGACCCCGGUGAUCCUUUGACCAUUUUGCGCUACAGCCAAGAUGAGGCAAAUUCUUCAAAAAAAGACCUCGAGUCACCCCAACAUCUCUUUUCUUUCCCUUCUGGAUCUGCCACGGAAUUGUCAGGCGAAACUAGUGAAACCCAGAGGUCAUCAAAGCUACAUUCCUCUGCAACAGUGAUGGGUCCAGUCUCUCUCGAUCCGCAUCUCGCCGAGACCAUGAAAAACAUCCAUCAAUCAUUCAAUUUUACACCAAACACAUCAUUACGUUUCUUCAAAUUUGCCAGCCCAACUUCUACGGAAGUCAGUUCGACAAUAAAUGAACAUGGGCGUCCUUCUGUUGUAUAUCAAAGAGCAUUUUACAGUGAUGAAACGGAUGUGCCGGAACGACCACGAGAAUAUGGUGGCAGAGAAUUUCGGCUGGAGAGCAACACAAUUCACUAUCUACCCGAUUUUGACCCAACGGCAGAGGGCCCUGCAAUGUAUGGUGAGCAGAUACAAGCAACACACGACCAAGAUCAGCAAGGAAAGGUUGAUCGACAACUCCGAGAAAGGUGUACGGCGAGAGUCUGGGAGUUUGCACCUGUUCCGCCAAGUCGGUUGGACGUCAUACAGUGGUUUAAAGAGUUGGAGGCCUCGCAAGAACCUAACCAAAAACCAGCCCAAGCCAUGCCUGCUCAAAUGAAAUCAGACUUCCUCUCACAGAUCGAGGGCCCCACACAGAAGAACGCACAUGGCUUCAAAUACUCGCAGCAUGGAGUGUCCACUAGCGUGGAACAUCAGGCCCAACACAUGAGCACAAUGAGCUUAGAAGUGCAUGUGAACACGCGCGGAACUCUAAUGGCCAACCCCGAAGAGGACGAGAUCACUUCCUUGUUCUGGUGCGUCCAAUCCGAAGACGAAGAUCUUGAAGUCAAUAGUCAUCUUCCAGGAGUUCAUGUUGGGAUGGUUUACCACGGGGAAGGCGAGAGGCCGGAAGCCAAAAUUUCCAAGGCAUUGACAAUUGAGAUCGAGUGUGAGCCAACGGAACUGGACCUUAUAAACCGACUCAUAGACAUUGUCCGGUACCACGAUCCGGACAUUAUCACGGGAUAUGAGGUCCACAAUGCUUCUUGGGGAUACGUGAUUGAGCGAGCGCGCAAGAAGUACGACUUUGACAUCUGCGAGGAGCUUUCAAGGACCAAAUCUCACUCUAAUGGACGAUUCGGCAAAGAGACAGAUCAGUGGGGGCACAACCACUCAUCAUCCAUUCGCAUCACUGGGCGACACAUGUUCAAUAUCUGGCGCGCUAUGAAAGGCGAGCUGAAUCUUCUACAGUACACCAUGGAGAAUGUUGUCUUCCAUGUCUUGCAUCGGCGAAUUCCUCAUUAUUCCCCCGAAGAACUGACGAAAUGGCACCAAAGCGGCAAACCUCGCAAUCUCCUCAAAGUCGUGGAAUAUUUCACCUCUCGUGUGCAAAUGAAUCUGGAAAUUAUCGAGGCCAAUGAAUUGACACCAAGGACAAGUGAGCAGGCGAGAUUGCUGGGUAUUGAUUUUGCCUCCGUGAUUUCCCGGGGAUCCCAGUUCAAAGUUGAGUCUCUGAUGUUCCGAAUUGCGAAGCCAGAGAACUUUCUGCUCGUCUCACCAAGCAGAAAGCAGGUCGGACAGCAGAACGCACUAGAAUGCUUGCCUCUAGUGAUGGAACCACAAAGUGACUUCUACACUAGCCCACUCCUGGUGCUUGAUUUCCAGUCACUGUACCCGAGUGUCAUGAUCGCGUACAAUUACUGCUACUCAACCUUCCUAGGCAGAGCAAUGCACUGGCGCGGACGUGAUAAAAUGGGGUUCAUGGAUUACAAGCGCCAGCCCAGACUGCUCGAGUUACUAAAAGACAAGAUCAACAUCGCACCAAAUGGUAUGAUGUAUGCGAAGCAGGAAGCACGUCAGUCACUGCUAGCCAAGAUGCUUUCCGAGAUCCUCGAAACCCGUGUGAUGAUCAAAAACGGCAUGAAAGCCGACAAGGACGACAAGGUCUUACAACGGCUCCUAAACAACAGACAACUGGCACUUAAACUGAUCGCGAACGUCACAUACGGCUACACAUCUGCCUCAUUCUCAGGACGAAUGCCCUGUUCGGAAAUCGCCGACAGCAUCGUCCAAACCGGACGCGAAACCCUCGAAAAAGCCAUCGCUUUCAUCCACUCCAUCGAUCGCUGGGGCGCCGAAGUCGUCUACGGCGACACCGACAGUCUAUUCGUCUACCUUAAAGGCCGGACGCGCGACCAAGCCUUCGAUAUUGGCGAAGAAAUCGCCCAAGCAGUAACCGACCUGAACCCACGUCCGAUAAAAUUAAAAUUCGAAAAAGUCUACCACCCCUGCAUCCUACUUGCGAAGAAACGCUACGUAGGCUUCAAAUACGAGCACCGCAACCAAAAAGAGCCCGAAUUCGACGCAAAGGGCAUCGAAACUGUCCGCCGAGACGGAACACCCGCCGAACAAAAAAUCGAAGAAAAAGCCCUGAAAACACUCUUCCGCACCGCAGACCUGUCCCAAGUGAAAUCUUACUUCCAGCGCCAAUGCGCAAAAAUCAUGCAAGGCCGCAUCUCCAUACAAGAUUUCUGCUUCGCACGCGAAGUACGGCUGGGAACGUAUGCUGAGCGCAAUCUACCCGCCGGCGCGGUGAUAAGCACAAAGCGCAUGAUGGAGGAUCCACGCUCGGAGCCACAAACCGGGGAGCGCGUCCCGUACGUUGUUGUCACCGGUGCGCCUGGGUCGAAGCUUGUUGAUCGAUGUGUUUCGCCGCAGACACUUUUGGAUGAUGCGCAGCUUGAGAUUGAUGCAGAGUACUAUAUCACGAAAAAUAUUAUUCCGCCGCUAGAGAGGAUUUUUAAUCUUGUCGGUGCGAAUGUUCGUCAGUGGUAUGAUGAGAUGCCAAAGGUGCAGCGGAUUCGGCGGGUUGAGGGGUCGGCGGUUGCGAGGCCGAAUUCUCGUGCUGGUGGGGUUAGUAGGAAGACACUUGAGUCUUAUAUGCGGUCAUCUUCGUGUGUUGUCUGUCGGUCGAGACUGUCUGAUGCUGCAGUGCCUGUUUGUGGGGAUUGUCUGCAGAAACCACAUCUUACGUUGCUCGAUGUUGUGUCGCGGCUGCAGAGGGCGGAAAAGAGAGUCGUUGACUUGGAAGCUAUUUGUCGCUCUUGUAUGGGUGUUUCUCCUGGUGAUGAGGUUAGCUGUGAUAGUUUGGAUUGCUCUAUCUUUUAUUCGAGGACUAGAGAUGCUGCUAAUUGGAGACACUCCAGGGCUGUGUUGGAGCCUGUGGUUGAAUUACUGGAACGGAAGGGGGAUGAAGGAUUGGAUUGGUAA
Messenger RNA from Penicillium crustosum, 5097 nucleotides. Its product is annotated as DNA-directed DNA polymerase zeta catalytic subunit REV3. The record is from RefSeq and is a predicted model, not a curated record. The coding region runs from base 1 to 5097 and encodes 1698 amino acids. Gene Ontology annotation, biological process: double-strand break repair via homologous recombination; error-prone translesion synthesis. Lineage: Eukaryota; Fungi; Ascomycota; Eurotiomycetes; Eurotiales; Aspergillaceae. The transcript is spliced from 2 exons. Gene Ontology annotation, cellular component: nucleus; zeta DNA polymerase complex. Gene Ontology annotation, molecular function: DNA binding; nucleotide binding; DNA-directed DNA polymerase activity.